This is a messenger RNA of Epinephelus fuscoguttatus (brown-marbled grouper), 7727 nucleotides long. RefSeq names its product ubiquitin associated and SH3 domain containing Bb (gene ubash3bb). The coding region runs from base 142 to 2073 and encodes 643 amino acids. Lineage: Eukaryota; Metazoa; Chordata; Actinopteri; Perciformes; Serranidae. The transcript is spliced from 14 exons. Gene Ontology annotation, molecular function: protein binding. The record is from RefSeq and is a predicted model, not a curated record.
GCCCUGCUCCAGCAGCAGCUCCGAGCAGUUGCCUUUACCUCUCCACUCAUGCGGACCCGGCCGAGGCUCAUGGACUAGCCGGAGGUCUGUCGGGUGCUGGACUGUAUCGGGCUUGUAGCGGACUGGGUGGACCGGCGGACCAUGGCUGCCAAAGAGGACCUCUACAGUAAGAUCCUCCCUCGGAGGCUCCGGCAGAACCGGCCGGGUUCGGUGAAAUGUGGCUCUAACCUGGACGUGCUGUUAUCCAUGGGCUUCCCCAGACCAAGGGCGCUGAAAGCUCUGGUGUCAACGGGAGGUCGGAGUGUGCAGGCAGCAUGUGACUGGCUGUUCUCCCAUGUGGACGACCCGUUCCUGGACGACCCUCUGCCCAGGGAGUUUGUCCUCUACCUGCGACCCAGCGGACCACUACAGAACCAGCUCUCCCACUUCUGGCAACAGAGCCGGGUCACCUGUGGCAAAAACAAAGCCCACAACAUUUUCCCACACAUCACCCUCUGCCAGUUCUUCAUGUGUGCUGACCACAAAGUAGAAGCUCUAUGUGAGGCCCUUCAGACCUGCGUCCAGCAGUGGCGAGGGCGAUUCCCCAGCCCGCUGCCGCUUGAACUCUACACAUCCUCCAACUUCAUUGGUCUUUUCGUGGAGGAGCAGGUGGCUGACAUCCUGAAGCAGUUUGCGGCCGACUUCGCCACAGAGGCCGCCAGGAAGGCAGAGGUUCAUGUGGAGCCUCAUAAGAAGCAGCUCCACGUAACUCUGGCUUACAACUUCCCCACCAAUCACCUCCCAUCACUGGAGAAACUGGCCAAGGGAAUCGAAGUCAAGCUGGGCUGUGAUUGGCUGGCAGUCCUGUUCUCCCGGGACAUUCGUUUUGCAAACCAUGAGACACUGCGGGUGAUGUAUCCCUACAUGCCUCAGAACGAGGACGAGCUGGAGCUGGUCCCUGGCGAUUUUGUCUUCAUGUCUCCGGUGGAUCAGAGUAGCACCAGUGAGGGCUGGGUGUACGGGACCUCGCUGGCUUCUGGGCUGUCUGGCCUGCUGCCGGAGAACUAUGUGAGUCUGGCGGAUGAGUCAGACACCUGGGUCUUCCACGGCUCCCAUUCGUUCUUCAGCUGUGGGCCCAGUGACAAGAGCAGCAAGGAGAGAGGGAUGUUUGACGGACUGCUGGACAGCCGACGCCCUGAUAACAGCAGUCCCGGAGACACGCCCACCCUUAGUCUCAUUUGUCAUCCAAUGCAGCAGGUCCUGCGGAUUAGUGGCAGUCACUCCAGGCAGCCUAAGCGGACACUUUUUGUCUGUCGGCACGGUGAGAGGAUGGACGUGGUCUUUGGCAAACACUGGCUCUCCCUCUGCUCGGACAGUAAAGGUAGAUAUGUACGUUCCAAUCUGAACAUGCCUCCCAGUUUGCCGCUGUGGGGAGGACAGAGAGACUACGACAUGGACGCUCCUAUCACUGUGUUUGGAUCCACACAGGCUCGACUAGUGGGUGAGGCCCUGUUGGAGAGUAACACAGUGAUAGACUUUGUGUACUGCUCUCCAUCUCUGCGAUGUGUUCAGACUGCACAGAACAUCCUGAAAGGUCUGCAGCAGGACGGGAAGCUGAAGGUGCGAGUGGAGCCGGGGCUUUUUGAAUGGACCAAGUGGGUUUCUGGGAACUCCCUGCCUGCAUGGAUACCUCCCACUGACCUGGCUGCAGCUCACUUCAGUGUGGACACAACGUACAGACCUCUGAUCCCAGUCAGCAAGCUCACUGUGUCCGAGUCGUAUGAGAACUACAUGAGCCGGAGCUACCAAGUGACCAAAGAUAUCCUGUCCGACUGCAAAAACACUGGAAACAACGUACUGAUUGUAGCCCACGCUUCUUCCUUAGAGGCCUGCACACGCCAGCUGCAGGGCCGCGGCCCACAGAGCGCCAAGGACUUCAUCCAAGUAGUCCGAAAGAUCCCCUACCUGGGCUUCUGCUCCUGCGAGGAGCAGGGCGACACAGGGGUGUGGCAGUUAGUGGACCCUCCCAUCCUCCCCCUCACACAUGGACCAAACCACUCCUUUGACUGGAGGGAGACACUUCUGCAAGAAUGACAUCUGAUCUGAACCGACAAGUUUCAGACCUAAAAAUACUGGAACCUUUCUCUCUUCAGCGUCUUUACACAGCUGACGGCUUCACAGCGACGGUCUGAGGAUGAGGAGCCGAGUACCAGCCGGUGCGUGGUUGGUGAACUGACGGCGCCCCUCUGAGGCUGGUUUCAACAAUGAUUUAGCAAAUGUACACUCUCAAAUGUCAUUGCAUUGUUUUGUUUGUUUAUUUGUUUGUUUGCAAGAAUGAGGGAGACGUUAGUUUGGGCAGUGUGGAUGUUAGCCGCACUAUGUUGGGGGAGCUGUCACUGAGAUCCAGCUGGUUUCUGUGUGGACGUUAUCAUCCCAGCUACAUUUUAUCACAUUUAACAGCGUGCUCUGUGUGUGACCAGUUAAAAAUAAUUUCCUACCAACAUGAAUGUAUCACAUGAAGAACGCAGGGUUACAGUAGACGUAGUGUGACACUGAAGGAAUGCCAUGAAAAGCAAAAGCGAUGGAGCUGGGAGGUUUUAGCUACCUGUAUUUUCAGCUAUGGUGACUCAGGUUUUAAUUUUAACUCAUCAGUUUGGUUCAUUUUCACUGAAAUUUGUCUGUUUUUUACUGAGACAAAAAGUUUAAGUUUCCUGAAUACAAACUAAACUCCAGUUGGUUUACUUGCCCAAACUGAGCUAGCUCACGUUUAACAUUAACGAGACAUGCAAAAGUUUGGGCACCCCUGGUCAACAUUUGGUUUACUGUUAAGAAUUAAGUAAAAGAUCAGUUGAUCUCCAAAAGGCAUGACGUUAAAGAUGACACAUUCCUUCAAUAUUUUAAGUAAGAUUACUUUUUAAUUUCAAUCUUUUACAGUUUCAAAAUAGCAAAAAAAAAAAAAAGGGGCCUGAAGCAAAAGUUUGGGCUCCCUGCAUGGUCAGCACUUAGUAGCGCCCCCCUUGGCAAGUAUCACAGCUUCUGAACACUUUCUGUAUCCAGCUCAGAGUCUUUCACUUCUUGUUUGGAGGAUUUUCACCCAUUCUUCCUGCAAAAGGCUUCUAGCUCUGUGAGAUUCUUGGGCCGUCUUCAUGCUCUGCUCUUUGAGCUCUAUCCACAGUUGUUAAUGAUGUUUAGGUCGGGGGACUGUGAGGGGCGUGGCCAAACCUUCAGCUGGCUCCUCUUGAGGUCGUCCAUUGUGGAUCUGGAGGUGUGUUUAGGAUCAUUGUCCUGUUGUAGAAGCCAUCCUCUCUUCAUCAUCAGCUUUUUUACAGAUGCUGUGAUGUCUGGAAUUUACCUGAAUCCAUUCUUCCCUCUACCUGUGAAAUGUUCCCCGUGCCACUGGCUGCAACACAAGCCCAAAGCAUCAUCCAUCCACCCCCGUGUUUAACAGUUUGUUCUCCAAACAUACCUUUGCUCAUUGUGUCCACAAAGUUCUGUUUUACCUUCAUCAGUCCACAGGACUUGUUUCCAAAAAGCAUCAGGCUUGUUCACAUGUUCCUUUGCAAACUUGUGAGGCUGAAUGUUGUGGUGAGGACACAGGAAAGGUUUUCUUCUGAUGACUCUUCCAUGAAGCUCAUAUUUGUCCAGGUGUGUCUGCACAGUAGAACAGUGCACCACCACUCCAGAGUCUGAGAAAUCUUCCUGCAGGUCUUUUGCAGUCAAACAGAGGUUUGAUUUGCCUUUCUAACAAUCCUACGAGCAGCUCUCUCAGAGAGUUUUCAGCUUGACCUCCACAGUUCCUGUUAACUGCCAUUUCUUACUGACAUGACCAACUGAGGAAACAGCUCCCUGACAACACUUUGCUGUCUUCUUCUAGUCUUCAUCAGUUAUUUUAGUUUUCAGAGUGCUAGGCAGCUGUUUAGAGGAGCCCAUGGCUGCUGACUGUUGGGACAAGGUUUCAGGAGUCAGAGUCUUUAAAGCUUUGAAAUUAGCAUCACCUGGCCUUUGCUAACAAUGACUGUGAACAAACCAGAGCCCUGACAAGCUCAUCAAGGUCUGAGACCCUGGGAAAAGUUGUCUGAGAGCUCAAAUCUCUUGGGGUGCCCAAACUUUUACAUUGUGCUCCUUUCAUUUUUUUUCACUCUAAAAUUGUACAACACACAAAAAAAAAAAAAAAUCACUGAUCUUGCUUAAAAUGUUGGAAAGCAUGUUUCAUCUUUAACUUCAUGCCUUUUGGAGAUCAGUUCAUCUUCUACUUAAUUGACUGUUCGCAGUAAACAAAACUUUGACCAGGGGUUCCCAAACUUAAGCAUGCCACUGUAGUUCCAGUGUAUCUCAAAUGCUAAAUCUUAGCAUUCAACAUGUAAGACAGAUAACAUGCUGCGUUAGCAAGUCGUUUUUACAGAGAAGAGUGUACACCAUUUUGAUUUGGGUAAGAAAAAAGCCCCCAGUAAUCUAAAGAACCUAAUGACAAAGUGGUCUCAGCAUUUGUUUUUUAUGGUGUGUAAUGCACAUCACAGCCUCAGUGGGUUUCUUGAGAGGCCAUAGACUUUAGUUGCUAGUCAACUGUUUGCAUAAUUUGUAUCUACAACAUCUAAUUUGCUCUUCAGUUUAUGCUUAGUUUCCAAAAUUGAAUGAGACUGUUGAGAAUACGUACAAAGAGUGUUUUAUCAUAACAGUACUGCUGUCCACCGUACAUUUGCCCUGCUUCACCCUUCUUCAGUGGCUGAGAGGAAACAUAUCAGUGCAGGCUUCAAGUCUUCGUAAGGGACCUUCCUGAUGCUACUCAUAUAACGUGGCCCCACAUGUUGUCUCUAUUUUGGAAGCACAUCCAGUGCAGCAGUGUCUUCUUCAUGUAAAAACUGUAACAGCACAACCUGCAAUAUUGACAAUCACACAGUAGCUUCUUGAUUCUGGUCCAGCACAUCUUUAGUGUGCGUCUGUUAAAUGUUUUCCUCAGAGUAGCUGUAAAUAAUCAUAUUUUGGGAAAAAAAAAAAAAAAAGUCUUCCAGUUUCAUUUUUAUUUAUUUAUAAACCUGUCUUUCAGAUGUUACAAGCAAAAAUAUUAACAGCAUGCAUGAACUUAUGCUCGGUAUCUCAGGUGUCGACUGCAUUUAAGACAUACGUAUAUGCAGCUUUGAAACUUGUUCCAUUGAUGGAGUGACUGUGUUGUUGUGAGUGCCUGUUGGAAUUAAAGUGAUGUCUCCUGAUGGACUUGACUGCCCACUCGUAGCUGUAGAGGGAGAAGUGGAAGAGAGAGUUUGCUCAGGCUGAUGUUUGACGCACACCACUCAUGUAGCUCAUGAAGACAUUUUUAAAAGUUGCACGUUUUGAACUUACUAUGAGACAGAUUUCAUCAAAGCCUCAUUCAUGACUCCCGUCAGUUCUGGGUCACAUUUGGAGCCUUUUCGAGAUAUUUAGUUGCUUGGAGAAUUGACAGUUAAGUGUCUUGUCUGUGACAUCAGGUAUUUUCUAUAGUCAUAUAGUCCCUUCAGUUUCACUUGUCCACAGUGAGAUUUCGCCCCAAAAAUCCAUUUUGUUGGCCACCUUUUUUUGCAGGGUUCCCACAGUCAGAGAAGACCUGGAAAAGUGAUGGAAUGUCACAAUCUCAUUUUCCAGGCCUAGAAAAAUUGUUGAAUUAGUAAAAAAUCAUUGAAACCGCCACAUUUUCUUCCCUGAUUCCUGGUCAAACGUCUCUGAAGGCUCUGACAGAUGUGAAAAACGCAGAAAAUUGAACAGUUUCUGACUCAGUGUGCAAACAUGAUUGACACAACAUGAGGUCGUAUUCAUUUUUAGACCUGCAACAAUUUUGGUGGAGUCUGUGCAAAACCCUUUACAGGUGUCUUUUACAAUCUAAGUCUAUAGAGUGUGCCAGGGCUGACGUCAAAACCCGGAAGUUUAGCAUCACUCUGGUUCCCAGAAGAGAAAGUGAAUGUGAUUUUUGCAUUGCGUUUUGGAUUAUGUCAGAAAAUAAGCUCUGUGGCUAACACAAGUUUAUGAUACUUACAAGUUUUGUUCAGCGAGUUAAUCUUCACAUAUGAACACCUUUCAUACCGCAUUUGAAGCUUAAAUGCGAUCGCCAGAAGUAAAAAGCUAACGUCAGGCUUUAACGGACUACAUGACUACUCCACGGUCGCGUGACUCUUGACGUCACCUCCACUAAGCUUUCAACUGAUUUCGGCCGCUUUAUUUUAAAAACAUUGUAUAAUGGGGAAAUCGGACUGUUUAAGCUAAAUAAGAAGCUGUGAUGGCGGACUGACAGCACUCUCGCCUGUUCUAGGGUGAUGACGUUUACUGUCCCCGACAGGGUUUGUAGUCGUAUUGAGCAACUUGUUAGCAACCGCCUUUUUUACAACACGUAAAAGCUUCAGAAUUCACAAGUAGGGUAUUUACUGACGUGUUUUAUGUCGUAGAACAAAACCUGAAACUCGCUUAAGCUUUUGUUAACCACAGAACUUAUUUGAGGCAUUUUACCAAAAUCCCAUUAAAAAAAUGUAUUGACUUUUAGACGAGAGAACUGGAAGUGCUAAAAGCGCUAACGGAGUUCCAGGUUUACUGGCACACUCUAUGGGAAAAGUAUUUUGGGCCCCGUGGUGUCACAUGACGGUGUAAUUCCACUUUUGGCCACUAUGAAAAUUGGCUUCAAAGUUUGGCGCUAUUCCUUGGGACUUAAAGUAAACAUGGUUGUGAACAAUACUGGAUCUAAACACUUGAAAAACAGUCUGUUCAAACACGUCUGUUCAUAUUUUCAAAUGUAUAACAACUAUAAAUCUAAAGAGCAUUCUGAGCACUUGACAUUUCACUUGUAAGUAGAAAUGGAGCUGCAGAUAGCAGAAUGAAAGCUAAGUGAACAAACAUUUCUCCACUGACUGCAGCACAAUGUGAUUCGGUCCUAUUCGGCUCUUCUGGAAAUCUUCCCUGGGAAUCAUCUGCCUCAUAUCUAACUUUAUUCAGGAAAAAAAUGCACGACUUCUAAAACAUCAUGAUCAACAUAUUAUUUUCCUGGGACAUCAUAAAGUAGAUUUAACGCCUACGUCUGUGUCGUCCAUCUUGUGAGAACAGAAACAACCACCUCAACACAUUCCUGUUUCUCUGAUCAGCAGUAACAUCUUUAAAUGUAUUGCUGUGCGAAUGUUGCAAAUGCUUUGCAGGUGUUGGGAAGAAACACUGCUUCUGCAGAAAUGUGGAAGGUUUUCUAUUUGGAGCUAAAUGUCAUUUUCAUCAGACGACGUACUGGAGCAGCACACGUUGCAUUAAGACCAGAAGAGGAGAGUGGUGUGAGAGAACCAGAGAGGAAGAAGCCAUGUUGUUCCUGUAGUCUUUAUUUAUUGUCUGAACAUAUCACCAAACGUGUACAGCAAUUAACUUAAAGUUACUUCUUUUAAAAUCUGUAUUUGUUGAUUUGUAAUUUAAGACGUGUCUCUCGGCUUCCUGUAUGUUUUAUUUUAGUUUUGAAUGUCGUUGUGUUUGUAAAGCAUUGAAUUAUAAAAAAGAGAAAAGCAGUUGUCAUUUUUAAACAGCUCCAGUAAUUUCAUAUUUUGAAUACUCGGGAGGGAAAGCAAAUAACAUGCCAUUGUAUGAUUUGUGACAGUGUUCAUUUGUUCUGAUUGAACAUGAAAUAUUAUUUUCUCCAUAGCAAUAACAUCACCAAACAGCAGGUGCACAGUUACUACAUGUAUCUAUCCAUCUGGGUUGCACCGACGCUGCAGACACUGUAAAGGAGUUCAAAUCCAAUAAAACUUUACAUCCUU